Messenger RNA from Amphibalanus amphitrite, 3282 nucleotides. Its product is annotated as protein amalgam-like. The record is from RefSeq and is a predicted model, not a curated record. Gene Ontology annotation, molecular function: axon guidance receptor activity; protein binding. Lineage: Eukaryota; Metazoa; Arthropoda; Thecostraca; Balanomorpha; Balanidae. The transcript is spliced from 12 exons. Gene Ontology annotation, biological process: homophilic cell-cell adhesion; synapse organization. Gene Ontology annotation, cellular component: plasma membrane; neuronal cell body; axon. Bases 290 to 1732 code for a protein of 480 amino acids.
GGGCCCUGUAGAGGGCGCUGACACUGACUGGUGUCGGGUCGGACAACCUCGCCCGCGGCGGGACGGCGACUGGCGCAGUCGGCGCGGAUCCGCCGAGUGUGCGCGUUUGGAUAGGUCUUACGGCGGGGUACCACACGCGUCAGCACGUGAUCGGACUGUCGGUUGAACCAGUGACCCACCCGUCAAAGGAGGACUUGGCUGGAUUGUUGAUAGCUCGAACGAGGAGUGACUGUAGUCGACUUCUGACUUUCGGAGCAAUUGUGAGGAAAUACGCUUCAAAGCUGCUGCGAUGAUGUCCAGAGUAGUGUGGCUCCUGCUGGCGGCAGUCCUCUUAGAGGCAGCAGUCGCCUACCCGGAAGAUGAGUACAUCUUUGACGAGGAGGCCGAGGAGACGGUGUCGUCGCACGUGCCCAAGUUCACCAGCCAGCCGCUGGACCUGGCUGUGAAGGCUGGUGACACCGUCACCUUGCCCUGCCGGGUGGAUAAACUUGGUGACGCGGUGGUUGUCUGGAGGGCCGGUGACCAGACACUGUUCACCGGCGACUACAAGACGACCUCGGACAGCCGGUACAGCCUGCAGGAUCCGGGCCAGCUGGGAAACAGCCUGGUGAUAGCCGGAGUGGACCAGAAGGACAGUCCGGAGUACCAGUGUCAGAUCAGCUCCAGCACGCCGAUCAACCUCAAACACCACGUUAGGAUUCAGGUGCCUCCAACAAUCACUGUGCGGCCCGAGAGCCGUAUCAAAGUGGUGGAGGAGGGCAAUGAGGUGGUGCUAGAGUGUAUCGCCAGCGGCUUCCCCGUCCCCAUCGUCACCUGGACCAAGAAGGGUGAUCUGUUGCCGUACCAAGAAAAGAAACACACCGGUAAACGGCUGGUGAUCCCUGCUGUCAAGGGCGCUCACGUGGGCGACUACUUCUGCACGGCGGAGAACGGUGUCGGAGAUCCAGCCACCGAGCACAUCCGACUCGAGGUCAACUUUCCGCCUCAGGUGGAGGUGGACAAUGACAUCGUGUAUACCGGCGCUGGCCACGAGGCGGCCGUCGAGUGCAACGUUAAGGGACAGCCGCUGCCAGUGGUGUCGUGGUUCCGCGUCAAGGGUACGCCGCUGGACGGGCCGCACUACCAACAGUACCAGGAGGGGUACCGGUACGGCGUACGCAUCGCCAGCGUGCGCGAUGAAGACCUCGGCGUGUACAACUGCCAGGCGGAGAACGCCAUCGGCAAAGACACCGGCAUUGUGCACCUGACCGGCAAGCCGAAGCCGGUGAAGGUGCUGUCGGACCCGAACGGCAACGACAAGGAUAUGUUCAACAUUCGCUGGAGCGUCGAAAGCUACGCCGAGCCCAUCGAGUAUAAAAUCCUGUACCGGAAGAUUCAGGAGGCCGGCGAGCCGGAUCAGGACUGGAACGAGCUCGAGGUGGCGUACGUGGCCGCGCCGGGCCGGGCAGAAGACAGCAUCGUCUACAGCCAGAAGGCCAUGCUGAAGAGCCUGGAGUCGGCGGCGGUAUACCAGGCGAUUGUAACGGCGAGGAAUCAGUACGGCUGGAGUGAGGCCAGCGAUACGUUCCGCUUCUCCACGCUUGGCGCCAGCGGGAGCGUCGGCGGUGUCCGGGGCGGAGAGGCGCUGAUCUCAGAGAAGCCGAGCGGUAACUCUGCGCCCUCGUCUCUGCUGCGACCGGCGGGCGUCGGUCUGCUGAGUGCCCUGCUGGCCGCUGUCGUCGCGCUGCUUUGAGGGGUUGUCUGAUUUUUGCCGGGUCCAUCGGCUCACCAAUGCGACGAGAUUUUCCAGCAGCGCUGCUCCGACCACCGCCCACUGCAGCACGCGAUUGAUAGUUGGCCGACGCCUGACGCUAUCACUACACUGCAUGGUGAGAAAAAAGCCACGAAACAGCCAACGUCAACGGGACGGAUUAUUGCCUCUUCGAUAAAGUGGCGGCUGGAGCCAGAUGUAUGGUCUGGUACCGCGGCAGUAGCGAUAGUAGUAACGGUACUGUGAAGCUUCAGUACAUCCGAGUGGACUACAGGUGUCGCUACUGAGCUCGUCUGGAAACUAUCCUGAAGUGCACACCAGAAUGUCGAUGAACCUGAAGUCUGAUCUGAUCUGCAUCCUCGAACGGGCUUUGUAACGGGGCCUUGGCAAAGUGUGCUUGAGCUUGGUAGCUGCUAAUGUCAAUGGUGCAACCCCGGAUUUCACCUGGGGUCAGUCAGCCUGCGGAUCGCGGUGCUGAUGCGCGGUGCUCCGAGCUGGGUGCCUAAUGUCGGGCACUGUGUGUUUGUGAACGACUUGCUAAGCACAGGACUCGGCUUGGUGUAAAUGUACGCAAUGUGUUGUGUGUGUGUGGCUUGUGACGUACGCAAUUGCACGUGAGAUCAAGAAGCGUACAUUUGUACAUUUGUACAUUUGUGCAAACAGCCUUUGAGUUGUCUUAUUUGAUGACGUGUUUUGACUGAGAGCUGCAAUGUCUGCUCAUGAAAGUGUUCGCGAUUGUCACGCUGUAGACGUGUUUUGCAUGCGUUUCGUGUUAUCGUGCCUUUCCGUUUUAUAUUACCUUUCUGCAUAGCGUUGUUUGUCCAAGCUCCUUGCCAGCUAGCUGAAAGUCAAGCUGGCCAUUCACAUUCACAUCAAGAUGUUUUCCCAUUAAAGGUUUCGAUCUUAGUUUGCGCCAUUGACAUCCUCAUUUUGGGGCGAUUUUAAAAUAGCAUUUUUUUUAAACAGCGUGAUUGGACGUGUUUUCGUUGCCUCUCAGGACCAAUUUUCUACCGGACUUUCGGUGUCUUGGGCAUUUCGUUCGCAUAAGUUUCCUGGGCGCAAAACCCAAACUGGUUCAUACUUUCAUGUUUUCAAGCUGUGUGCAUAAAGUUAUAAUGUGUUUACAAUGAGUUGGAUAAGCUGAAUUAGGGUUUUUCGUGAUAUUUUUAUUAACCUUCUCUGUACUCUGGCUGCCAUUCGAUCAUUUUUGAACCAUGCGCGAUUAUACUUUUUCUCUGGUGAAUAGUCAGGCUGUAGUGAACGAGGCUGAUGCCCUCGUCUGCCCAUGCGAUGACCUUGCCACGUUCUCUCAGUGUGAUCGGUGUCCCCUCUCGUCAGUAUUGAGUGUAGGGGAGUGUCGAGCUCGAGAUGCCUUUCUAAACGGCACUGCCACUAAGGCAUCAAUGAUGUGUAACAGAACCACCAGUCUGUGGCAGGCUUCUUUUGAACUUCAGCAACUGCUUUUCUCUGCGUAUGGCGCAAUGUUUUCUUUUAUAAAAAAAAAAUAAACAGAAACAGAAACAAUACAUUUA